GUUCUAGAGGAGAGGACGAAGCUCUGCAGUCAGAGCAGCAAGAGGUAUGGCCAACGGAAACGAGAGUAGUGAUGGGUCCCACAACCCCCUGGCAGCAGUUGUGGCUACUACGGGUGGCACAGUGAACGGAGGGGCUUCAUCAGCUGUGUCUACCUACAUCAAGCUUGUCCUGCUAGGGCUGAUCAUAUGCAUCAGCCUAGUGGGCAACCUGGUGGUAUCUUUACUAGUGUUAAGGGACCGAGCCCUACACAAGGCCCCAUACUAUUUCUUGUUGGAUCUUUGCUUGGCUGACACAAUUCGGUCAGCAGUCUGCUUCCCCUUUGUACUAGUGUCCAUCAAGAAUGGCUCAACCUGGACCUACAGCGUACUCAGCUGCAAGGUGGUGGCUUUCAUGGCCGUGUUAUUCUGCUUCCACGCAGCCUUCAUGCUGUUCUGCAUUAGUGUCACACGGUACAUGGCUAUCGCCCACCAUCGGUUCUAUUCUAAGCGCAUGACCUUCUGGACGUGUGUUGCCGUGGUGUGUAUGGUCUGGACACUGUCGGUUGCUAUGGCCUUUCCACCUGUAUUUGAUGUGGGCACCUACAAGUUUAUCCGUGAAGAAGAUCAGUGCAUUUUUGAGCACCGUUACUUUAAGGCCAAUGACACACUGGGAUUCAUGCUUAUGCUGGCUGUGCUUAUCCUAGCCACUCACGUGGUCUACAUGAAGCUCUUGCUCUUCGAGUACAAGCACCGCAAGAUGAAGCCCAUCCAGAUGGUACCCGCCAUCAGCCAAAACUGGACCUUUCACGGGCCUGGAGCCACUGGCCAGGCAGCCGCCAAUUGGAUUGCAGGAUUCGGCCGGGGCCCAAUGCCACCUACCCUGUUGGGUAUCAGGCAGAACUUGCACAACCAGAACCGACGACUGCUAGGCAUGGAGGAGUUCAAGGCAGAGAAGCAGCUUGGCAGGAUGUUUUAUGUAAUCACCCUGUUUUUUCUGGUGCUGUGGUCACCAUAUAUUGUGGCCUGUUACUGGCGGGUUUUUGUGAAAGCAUGUACCAUCCCACACCGGUACCUCUCCACUACGGUGUGGAUGAGUUUUGCCCAAGCAGGGGUGAACCCCAUUAUCUGCUUUUUCCUUAACAAGGACCUCAAAAAGGGUCUGCUGGCCCAUUUGCCUCCCUGUUGUAGAACUAAACCUCAACUACCCCGUGAGCCUUACUGUGUCAUGUAAAGACAAGUGUUUAUUUAUUUCUGUUAUCAUUUCCUUUAUUUCUCUUUGGGUGGGUCACAAUUGGACAGUUAAUAUGGUUUAAAAGGUAUUUUAAGAUGGAGGCAUGAAUAAUGUUUUGUUUUGUUUUAAGGUUAGGGAGGUCAUGGGGAAAAUCAUCUGCUGUCAUCUAAAUGGUGAUGGAACCACAGUGGCCCUGACCAAGAUAAAGCAGUAACUGAAGAUGAAUGAGUAGAAUAUCAUACUAACUCCAUUAACUUGAUAUUGCCUUGCAGCCAAUAAAUGUACAGGCUAAUAUGUAUUCCUUACUAUCUACACUGUUGCAAGAGGUUGUUUUUAAUUACAUUUGGCACCCCGUUAAAAACCAAACAACUAGAAGAAGUGU
Molecule: messenger RNA, 1592 nt
Organism: Neoarius graeffei (lesser salmon catfish)
Lineage: Eukaryota; Metazoa; Chordata; Actinopteri; Siluriformes; Ariidae
Gene: gpr173
Product: G protein-coupled receptor 173
Exons: 2
Coding region: 47-1210 (387 amino acids)
Biological process (GO): G protein-coupled receptor signaling pathway
Cellular component (GO): plasma membrane
Molecular function (GO): G protein-coupled receptor activity
Source: RefSeq, a predicted model, not a curated record